This is a messenger RNA of Egretta garzetta (little egret), 3865 nucleotides long. Its product is annotated as natural killer cells antigen CD94. Bases 2039 to 2737 code for a protein of 232 amino acids. Lineage: Eukaryota; Metazoa; Chordata; Aves; Pelecaniformes; Ardeidae. The record is from RefSeq and is a predicted model, not a curated record. The transcript has 6 exons.
AUUCUGAACCUCGUGACUCAACAGGAGGGUCCUCCUUAUCCCCUGCACCCACGAUCUCUCUGUGAAUCUCACUCCAGUGUAACUUACUUUUCCUUUGUGUACUUCUUCCAUGCAGUAAUAAAGUGAACCUUGCCAUCUUUGAAUUUUUAAAUAAGUUGCUGUUUUGAUUAAUUUUGUCUAAUCACUUUGUAAAUCGUCUGAUGAUUGAGUGCUAUUAAAAUGUCACAAUCAAAUCCCAUGAUUGCCACAAGUAAAUUCUAAACUGUUACUAAAUCAAAUUGUGUAAAGUCACUCGUUCAUGACAAAUUAACAUAGUCAAUGGGAUUCUAAAUCAGCAUUCGUGGCAACGGGCUGCAUUCAAAUGCAGACCCAAACUUCCUGCCUUUGUUUACCUUUCUUUUCAUUUCAGUCUGAAAAAACAAGGCAUUUUGCCUGCCCUGGAUCCUUACAAGAACAGAGAGCAUCAUGCUGAAGCUCCAUCUUAAUGCUUUUGUUAAUUAUGUUCUUGGAGCAGGUUCUGGUUUAAAAGGUGACUCAAAAAGAAGUGAUAUAAUUAAGACUGCUUAUUGAAUUCAGAGCUAUAAAAAUAAUAUAAGAAAAUUAUUUUGCCUCCUGUUUUCUCUCCAGAAGUAAAAUCAGCUUAGAGAAAAAUUUUCCCAAAGGAGAUUCAUUACAUGCUUCAGAAGUUAUUUGCUAAGACUGAAGAGGUUACUGUCAUAAAAUCCUGCAACCCAAUUCAUUAGCAUAGACAUACUUGACUCCCAGUUCUCUGCAGAAAAGCCCUUUUUACACUAAGAUGCCAACAUACAGUUUUCAGGCCUGAUUGAUAGACAAGGAUUUUUACACCAUAUUUAGCAUGAAGGUUUUAUGAGGAUAUUAUGGAUACACCAUGAAUAUGCAGUGAAUGUUACUCCUCGUGCCCAUCUGUGUAACAAAACUUUAAGCACCCUUUACUCCCAGCUUUUCCCUCACGCCUUCACUUUGCAUACAGGUAAAAUAUAAUGCAAGAAAUAGAUGCAGCUAGAGAUAUUUCUGCUCUGAAAAAAAUCUAUCACCUGCACAGCGAGGCAGGAAGGAUAGCCCAGACAUUACACUGUAUUUCCAGUCUGUUGAUAUUAUUUGGCAAAUGGGAGACUCUGAACUUUACACACAAGAGCAAGAACAGCUACCACAGAAAUUCCUCUCUUGCAAUUCCCUUCUGACUCACCCUGUCACCACAGCGUGACUCAUCAUGUCUGGGCAAGUGCUCUGUUAAGGAGAAUUACUCGUUGAAGAUGUUUAAGAACUACAGCUCAGCACUGGAGCAAGGCACUGUGAAGAGCUUAGAGAUGGAGAGUGAGGAUGGGUAAGCCACUUCUGCAGAGUGACUUCUGUCUAAAGUUCAACAGCUCCUCAGUAUAGUCUGGUCUUUCUCUGACACAGGCUGAGCAAUCACGAAAUGACUGCCAACCAAGCUCCUGGCGUCACCGUCCUUCCAGCUCAGCUUUCCCCCUCCUAGUAUUUAUUUCAGUGAAUUUUUGUAAAAUUAUUUCAUUUUUCAUUUAUUUCAUAACAGCGUAUGGAUAUUCAGCCUAUUGCUUUCAGUGCAGCUGGUGUGUUGCAUUUGUGCCCUGACACAUGAACUUUUGGUAGUUCAAGGUAUGAUCUUUCACACCUUAACUCAAAAUAGCAACUAAUUCUGGAGUAUCACAUUUUAAGGUGGUAGAAUAUCCUGAUGUUUGCUGUAUUUACAGGAUCAGAUCAGGUGGAUAGUUAAAUGAAACAGUCUUAGGUUCCAGUCAGGAACCAAGACUCCUGAUCUUCACAUUCAGGAAGAAAACACCCAUGCUUGACAGUGCCACUUUAAUUCCUUAACAUGCUUUCAAUAUUCUACACUUUUACAAUGACAGAGUAAUCAGAACAGAGCCAGCUUCCUCUGUGGUUUCACUGGAAAUGCUGAAACACGAACCAUUCCUGUCGCCUCAGCACUGGUCUCCCUGCAGUGUGCUCCUACUCCCAAAGUACUGCUAUUGCAGGGAAGAAGUGUGAUGAGCUGGAGAUGGAGGAUGAGGAAGGCUACACCGCUUUAAAUUUACGACCCUCACCUUCAGUUAUUACUCCUGGAUAUUCGAGCAGCAAAAAAUCUUCUGCAUUUAAGGCUCCAGCCAGUUGUGUUACAGUAGACAGAGCCUCUGCCUCAUCUUCCAUAUGGCAGCCAGUGGCAUUUGCUUUCCUCACUUUGUGCCUGGUGUUGCUGACAGGGCUGGUAGCCCUGCUGGCCCUCUUUUUUCAGGUUUCUAAGGAUCCUGAGGAAGGAAAGAAGCUGCAGGAAAUGAGGGAAGCAUUGUGUUUUGAAGGGAAGGAGAAAAAUGAAACAAAUUGUGCUCUCUGUCCAGCAAGCUGGCAAAACAGUGGAGCUGACAACUGCUUCUACAUUUCAAAGCAGAAGAAAACAUGGAAGCAAAGCCAGAAGUUCUGCUCCUCAAGAAACUCCACUCUUCUUGUGCUAAAAGACAGAUCAAAGAUGGUUUUUCUGCCACAGGUUUCAGAGUUUUACUGGGUUGGAUUAUCAUUUGUAUCUCAAAGGAGCGCCUGGUACUGGGAGGAUGGAACAGCUUUUUCAAAAGAAGCGACAAAUUGCUUCCUCAGAAUGGCGAUUCAAAUGGACCUGUCAUUACAGACUAAACCUCCUCUUAGUCUGCAUUUUCCCCACCCCAGGCUCACAAAUGAGAGAGAGAAAAAAAACCUACAAAGCUAAAAACUACAAGCCUAGGAAGCAACUUGAAAGAAUAAACUACAGUCAAGCAAUGAUUCUUGCGUAACUCUCUAGAUUGGCAACCACACAUUCUCACAGAUCUCUAUAUUCCUUGAGCUUCAGUCAGUACUUCACACUAACACAUGCCAGUCAUAAACCAGUCCAGCUACAUCCUUGAUGAUUGUACUCACUGAAUUACUUACUGUACGCACUAACUACUGUCCAUCCAUAAUCCUCUUCCAGAGCAGUUUGCCUUCUUUCCUAAAUCUGUUCUUCCAACUGUUCCCCUGUCUGAGGUACAGGGAUAUGGAAAGAACACAGGGCUCUAUUUAUCCAUAUAAUUAUUUUUAUAUAUGCAUUAAUAUUUAUAGAAACAAAAGGACAUUUGUGCGAAGACUAUAGGGAACCCUUGGAAGCAAUUUCUGUGAAAAGUAGAGCCAAACAUCAUGGUUGGAUUAAAUCAUUACCUCAAAAACAUCAGUGCUAUCAUAACAUUAAUUGCUAUGCAAAUAACAGUGAGGAUAAUAAUUAUGUGCUCCGUUCAGAGCUACACACAAUCAGUACUCAAACUGAUGCAGAAUCCAUUGCCACAGAUCUUACUUGAGCUCUUGUAUUAUACCCACACUGCUUGGGAUCUCUGGAGCCCAAGGUACACACAUCACGUGUUAUUAAAGCACUUGUCAUACUUGAAGGAAAAAGAUGCCUCCACUUUUCUGAGUAGAGUUUCAUUGCAUGAGUUCUUUGAAGUUUUGUGUGCCAGAAUCUGUGUUGUAUUAUAUAUACAUAUACUCCUGGUAUAUAUAUGCACCUUGUACUUGUGUAUAGUACUAUGCCUUAGUAUCUUGAAACUUUCCUUAAAAUAAACAAAAAAUAAUAAUAUGUCUUUAAUAUGCAAUAUUUCCUUGGAAAAUAUUCUCAAAGACUGAAGCAGUUCCUUGGUAAAAAAAUGAAACCCUGUUCCUAAUAUGCUGACAGAUGUCUGUGAACUGACUAAAUUCACUAUACUCAGUACAGCAAAGUCAUAAUUCAUGAGCACAACUAACAGUUGAACUAUCUAAAAUUCCUUACUACUGCAGUAGGAAGUGCAAGGUACAAUGCAAGUAAGGUGCAAUGUUUCAUCUGUUUCAACAC